Molecule: messenger RNA, 6977 nt
Organism: Patiria miniata (bat star)
Lineage: Eukaryota; Metazoa; Echinodermata; Asteroidea; Valvatida; Asterinidae
Product: extracellular matrix protein 3-like
Exons: 20
Coding region: 235-4239 (1334 amino acids)
Biological process (GO): cell communication
Cellular component (GO): membrane
Source: RefSeq, a predicted model, not a curated record
GGUAAUGAACUGCCCAAUCAGCCGUUCCGUCUCAACUGGUCUUGGAUCUCAUUGGAGCGCGAGUACUACGAGGUGAAUGAGACUGAUAGGACUCUGGAGCUCAAACUCAUCAGGCGUGGAUACCUGGGCGAGACCUCAUUUGUCGGCAUCAAGGCUGUUGAUGGUACCGCCAUCGUCAACGAGGACUUCCGCGGCAAGUCAGCCCGCCAGGUUCAGUUCAACCCGGGUCAGGAGAUGGGCUUCUGGCGCGUGCGCAUCAUCAACGACAAGAGCUACGAGCAGGCCGAGGUCUUUGAGGUCAUCCUGCAUGACGCUGUCAUGGGGGCACUGGAGUACCCCGACCGCGCCCUCAUCAGGAUCCUGGACUCGGAAGAUGAAUCCUUUGUGUUCAUCGAUGCCGAGAGCCCCUACAUCAUCAACGAAGACAUCGGCGAGGUGCUUAUCCCCAUCCGACGAGGCGGUGACCUGUCCGAGGAGAUGAUGGUCCUCUGCUCAACGAUGCCAGGUACAGCCACCGGUGCCGACCCCUCCCCGGUCCACUCUUUCAACGAUUACAUCAGCCGUCUUGAAGACGACAAUGACAACUUCGUCCGCUUCGACAAGGGCGAGGACCUGGCCUACUGCCGCGUGCUGAUCAUCGACGACUCGCUGUACGAGGACGCCGAGGACUUCCAGGUCAAACUGACCAUGCCCAUGGGAGGUCGCGUCGGGGAGCCAGCCCAGCUCAACGUGGUGAUCGCCGCCGAUGCUGCAGAUGAACCAUCCUUCUACUUUGGAGAGGCCGAGUACCGUGUUGACGAGAGUGACGGAUACCUGGAGGUCCAGGUCUGGCGUACCGGCACCGAUCUAUCCAAGAUGGCCAGCGUCACGGUCCGCUCCCGCGCUUCCAACCCGCCCUCUGCCACCGGUGGUGUGGACUAUGCCGGAAUCAGCCGCAACCUUGACUUUGCCCCCGGCGUGACUAUGCAGAACGUGCGCGUCUACAUCAUGGACGAUUUAGGCCAGCCCCUGCUGGAGGGACCCGAGACCUUCGAGCUGGUACUCCGCAUGCCCAUGAACGCCGUCCUCGGUGCCCCGGCCCUGUCUGUGAUCACCAUUAACGACACUAUCUCUGAUUUGCCCAAGGUUGAGUUCCGUGACCUGACCUACGAGAUCAACGAAAAUGACGGCACGGUCACGGCGGUUAUCGUCCGCAGCGGUGACCUGUCCAUCACCAGCACGGUCCGCUGCUACACCCGGCAGGGCUCCGCCCAGGUCAUGAUGGACUUUGACGAGCGGCCCAACAUCGAGUCUUCCAUCGUCACCUUCUUGCCUGGUGAGCGUUCCAAGGAGUGCACAGUCCUGCUGAUGGACGACAACGUGUUUGAGAACGAUGAGCAGUUCCGUCUGGUCCUGGGCAACCCGCGCACGGACUCCGGUCUGCAGGCCAUGGUGGGAGAACAGAACGAGACCACUAUCACCAUCCACGAUGUCGGAGACAGGCCCAUCAUCAAGUUCCCAGAGACCCGCUUCACCGUCAACGAACCAACAAACGAGGACGACAUCAGCACAGUGCGUAUCCCCGUCAUCCGCAUGGGCGAUACCACCCAGGUCUCCAUCGUUCGCGUCUUCACCAAGGACGGCUCGGCCAAGAGUGGCAUCGACUACAACCCGCUCUCCCAACGACUUGAGUUUGGCUCCAACGUGACGGAGUUGUUCGUGGACAUCGAAAUCUUGCCGGACCAGGACAGAAACGAGAUGAGGGAGGCCUUCACCGUUCACCUAACCAUGGACGAGAUGAUGGUGGCUGAAAUCCAGAUGAACAAGGCUCUGGUGUACAUUGAGCAGGAAGGCCAGCAGUCUGGUGUCACCUUCCCCUCCGCACCGGUUGUUGUCUCCCUCCUGGACUACGACACCGUGGAGCUGGCCAGGGACUUCCCACCACGCGGUUACCCCGUUGUCUGCAUCACACCUUGCAACCCCAAGCACCCCGACUACGCCACCACUGGCUCCAUCUGCACCAACGAGGGCGUCAACGACACCUUGACCGAGUUCCGUUGGCUGGUGUCCGCUCCAACGACCGCCGCUGGGGUCACCUACCCACUCAGAGACGUUGAGAGCAACACCUUCUUCACCGACUCCAACAUGAUCACCCUGGACAGCAUCUACUUCGGCCCAGGAUCCCGCGUCCAGUGCGCUGCCCGCGCGGUCAGCAACCAGGGCGACGCAGGCCGUGAGCACAGCAGUCUGCCAGUCACCAUCAGCACAGAGGAGGGCGUCUGCCUGCCACGACUGGCCGAGGCCAUCGGAGCCGAACCCUACACCGCUAAGCUGAAGUACACCGGACCCACGGACCUGGAACACCCCAACAAGCUCAAGCUGAGCAUCACCAUGCCUCAUGUUGACGGUAUGUUGCCGGUCAUCUCCACCCGCCAGCUGUCCAACUUUGAGCUGGCCCUGAGCAAGGACGGCUACCGAGUCGGCACCCACCGCUGCUCCAACCUGCUGGACUACAACGAGAUCCCCACCGAGUACGGCUUCAUCAACAGCGAGACCAAGAACGCCAACGUCAUCGGCCAGUCGCAGCCGUACCAGUUCAGCACCGAGAUGCGGGGCGCCGCCACGCUGCGCUUCUAUCGCAACCUGGACCUGGAGGCCUGUCUGUGGGACUUCACCACCUACUACGACAUGUCGGAGCUGCUGAACGAGUGCGGUGGGCAGAUCGGUACUGAUGGACAGGUCCUAGACUUGGUUCAGUCCUACGUGUCCCUGCGCAUGCCCCUGUACGUCUCCAACGUCUACCACUCUCCGGCCAGCGUCGGCGGAUGGCAGCACUUUGACCAGACCUCCAACCUUCAGCUCACCUUCGUCUACGACACCUCCAUCUUGUGGCAGAACGGCAUCGGGGCUCAGGCCAUCUCGGAUGACACUGUAACAGGUUCCCUGUUCCCGACCAGCAUGCGAAUUGACGAGAACGGCCGCCUGGUGGUCAACUUCCGCACGGACGCCCAGUUCCGUGGUCAGUUUGUCCUGGACCACCCGUCCAUCAGCGCCACCUCCUCGGUCAUCUCCGUGGACCGACCCGACCUGACCUUUACCCUCAACCUAGUCCGGACCGAGCCCACCUUCGCCCAGCCCGAGCAGCUCUGGCAGUUUGUCUCGGAUGUUGCUAUUUCCGACUACAGCGGCAUGUACACCAUCCGCCUCAUCCCUUGCACCACCACGCCCACCCAGGAGUACAGCCUGCCCGUAGUCUGCAACCCCCGCGACAUCAUCAACUUUGACCUCCCGUUGCGAUUCCAGCAGGUCAGCGACCCCGUGCCGGCCGAGUUCAGCCUGAACACGCAGUUCAUGCUGCUGGGCAAGGAGAUGCUGUGGCUGUCCGACGGCUCCAUGGGCUUCGGCGAGGGAACCGAUACUGCUUUUGCUCCUGGUGACACCGUGUUUGGUCGCAUCCACGUCGACCCAGUCCAGAAUCUCGGAGAUGGCUUCAGGCUGAACAUUGAGAAGGUCUUCCUGUGCACCGGUCGCGACGGCUACAUCCCCAAGUACAACCCAAACAACGGGGAGUACGGCUGCGUGGCCGACUCGCCCAACCUCCUCUAUGCCUUCAAGGUCUUGGACCGUGGAGCACCGGACACGAUCACUCCCCGAUUCAGCGGAAUUCCGUUCAACGCUGCCCUGGCCAUUGACGACCCGACUGCCCUGGAUCUGGUCAGGCAGUCUGGAGCUGACGGCUUCAGGAUGAGCAGUGAUCCACUCUUCCAGGUGUCGUCUGGCCGUCAGUGGUACGUGCACUCCAUUUUCACCGUGCGCUCGGCCGAGAACAACAACAUUGGCAAGCGCAGCGUGGAGCACCACAGCUUUGCCGUGGCUCCGGCGGCCAACAGGCAGCGCCGCCAGGCCAUCAGCUCCGUCUCCGGUGACGACAACGACUUGCAGCUCGGAGAAGGCCAGGGCAUCAACAUCAAGUGGCUCGCUCUGAAAUCCAACGAUCUGUCGACCAACGAUAUUGACGACAUCAAUGUAGGGGGCAAAUCGAACAGCGGUAAGAACCCUACCCCUGGCGAAGGCGGAUUCCCCGUGGUGCCCAUCGUGGCCACCGUCGCGGUCCUAAUCGUGCUGCUCGUGGUCGUGAUCGUAGUCCUGGUCGCCCGUCGUCGGCGCUCUGAACCCAAACCGGUGAUUGUCGCGGCCGGUAAUGGUGCCACCAAAGUUGUAGCCAACGGCUCCUACAUGGACGACAACACAGAAGUGUGAUGUGGUGUUGAUGUUUCAAAAAAAUCAACAAGCAUUAUCAUGCUGCUGUAGCACAUUUUUUUUUUUCCCUUUUUUUUUUUUUUAAACUAUAUUUCUGUCUGUCUUUUUUAAAACUGUGACGCUUUUAGUCCUGGCUCCCAUGCUGUUAAAAUUAAUUUAUAUUUGUGUAUGAAGUUGUUACAUUUUGAGAGCCAAUUUUUUUUCUCGCAAUUUUUUUUGUUUUGGCAAGUUUUUUUUUUAAUAUCCUAGGCUAAGAAGGGAGAUGAAUUCCCUCUUUUAAGAUUCUGAGGGUAGACGACAGAAAACUUUCAGAAAAAUAAUUUCACUUGGUGCUCUUUGCAGAUUUGUUGUUUGUGUUUGUUGUAUUAAUUAAUGUAAAAUGAAUUUUUAACCCUUGUGAGUUAGCAGUUUUUUAAUGGGCUGUAGGUUUUAUUUUUUAUAUAUUCACACACUUCAUGUGUUUGUUUUCCCCGUUUGUUUUAUUUUUGCUCUAUUUUUGUAUCCCGUAGGCUUUGCUCUUUUUUCCUCUUUUAGGUAGGUGCAAUUGACUUAAUGUUAAUUUUGACCUACACCAGAAAUCAUGUGUCUUCCGAUUGUGGGAUUUUAAAUACGAGACUGUAAUAGUAUUUUUUUGUUAAAAAGUGGUUUUCAAGAACUAUUUUUUUUAUUUGUUAUAUCUGUUUACAUCUGUAUUGGUUUUGUGCUGCGGUGAAAUGGACAGUGCAUUGAACAUUAGAUUUAGAAUAAGCAACGAGUUAUCAUCCAUUUUUUGCUCGUUUCGGAAAUGCUUGAUUGAAAUUAACAAUUUUUAAAUCUCUUAAUUAACCGACUGUAAAACGCAAACGUUUCUGUCAGUUUUUAGAUAAUUCUAGUCCUGCCUGUAUAUUUUCGUUUCCCUGGUAACGCUGCAACCAUCCUGCCCUCUAGUGUCGGGUUGGGAUCCAUUCUCGCCUAUUUAAAUUUCCACUUGUAAAUAGUAAGUAGUGAUCCACAAACCAUAUUCUGUAAUAGGGUGCACGAUUUUUUAAAAGUUGUGGUGGAACAAAAGCAAAACAAAAAUAUGCAAACCAACAAAAUAAAAAAUAGAUGUAAAAAUGAAGGUUUUCCACCUUGUGCGUAUCUCUGCAGUAGUUAUAGUUUAGCACACAGUUAUAUAAAUUAAUCUUUAAUAAUAUUUCCAUAUUUUAAAUAUUUUUUUAAGAGUGGUGAGAGUGAUAUUAUGACACAGCUUCCAGAACCCCACACGCAACUUCAAGUGACCAAUUUGUAAAAGAAAAUAACAUAAUCCUUUAGAAUGUUGUACAAUGUUUCGGACCUGGUCUUCAGAAAUAAUUGAAUGCCAGGUUUGUUUUUUUUCUGAUGAGGCUUCAAUCGUAUUUAUACACUAAAGGGCACUUGCGAUAGCUUUUUUCAAAAACAACAAUCCCUCAGCAAGCCGCUCCGGAUAUUUUGAAGUCCGGUUUCAAAAAAGUCUAGCUCGCCAUUUCUAAACGCAGAUUGCCGUUGCUUGUUGCCUACUAUAUGACCGCUGCAAUCGGACCAAAUUGUACAAAACAGAAUUCGGUAUCCCCGGAAAAAGGGAUCUGCAUGUUAAAAUGCUCAUAAACGUAGAAAAUUCAUACUUUUUAGGGGGGUAAUGAAUUGUGGUGGAAUGCUUGAUAUUGUAAGCUUGUGAAUUAAUAUUACACAACAAUAGUGACUUAACAUUAUCAUAUUAAAACAAGAUUCCUACUACUAACUGAUAAUCGAAGCUCUUGUGUAUCGUAUCACAAAGUUAGUUUUUUUUUUAAUAGUUAUAAAAAGGUAGAAGGGGAAAUAUGUUAAGAAAAAAAGCUUAGUUUCUUUUUUUGGACUAAACAUGGCCUAGAAACAAAAUAAAAAUUGUUUGCUGGUUUGUAUUCCAGGAUGAAAGUCUUCUAGAUCGCUUUUUUUUUUUGAAAAUCUGUCCGAUGGAAAAAAAAGUUUGAACGAUGAGGCGAAUAGUCCCGAAAAGCCACCUUAAGCCUUGGACUUUAGUCGUUAAGUUAUAAAUCUUUUGAUGGUGCUGUAUUAAAAAAAAAAAAAAAUAAAAGAUAUUUUGAGACUCGACUGUUAUUGCCUACUUGAAGUUUUCCCACCAUGAGAAAUAAAAAUCACCCCAAAAUAAUCCUUGCCUCAUGAAAAUGCUCAUAACACACACGCACUCCAAAAAAAAUCAACCAAAUAAUAAUUAUCAUAAGUUACCCAAUAAUGCAGUCAUUUUGGGAUUGGAAUUUUUCCUGGAGUGAUGUUUUGCAAUAUUUAGUCAGUGAUAAAGAUAAUGAAUCGGAGAAAAAAUUAUUCAUUUGCAAUGAGUUGUUUUUGUUAUUUUAAGUGGUGAGAACGUUUCUGUUUUGGUUAUUAUUUUUUUAAUUUGAAAAAAAAAAAAAAACGCUGUUAUUAUCGUUAACUGUAUUUGGUUUUUACAAAAAGCUGGGCGUGAUUUUUUUUGUUUUUUUAACUUGCACGAUUUAUAUUUUGGUUUGUAUCAUUAUUAUUGUUAAAAUCAGUAUGCUGAACGCCCUGUAUUUUCUGUAGUGGAGGACAAGAUAGUUUUGGCCCCUCCGUACUGUUUGUAUGUUACCAUAUUCUCUGGUGAUAGGUAUCUUUAUGACGACGUGUUACUGUACUAGCAUGUACCAUGGGGUUUGCUGCAGUGGGCUUAUUUUUACUCAAUUAAAACAAUAGGGCAUUGCAUUGGCUUGGUGGGAAAAAAAGGA